Molecule: messenger RNA, 2258 nt
Organism: Drosophila grimshawi
Lineage: Eukaryota; Metazoa; Arthropoda; Insecta; Diptera; Drosophilidae
Product: centromere/kinetochore protein zw10-like
Exons: 5
Coding region: 368-2230 (620 amino acids)
Biological process (GO): modulation of chemical synaptic transmission; adult locomotory behavior; circadian behavior
Molecular function (GO): protein binding
Source: RefSeq, a predicted model, not a curated record
AUGGCCGAAAAGUGGCAUAUAAACAAUAGUAAUAUAUUUACUGUAUUAUAUAUAUAUAUUUAGAGUUAACUUGCUAUCAGCAGAAGACUUGGCAUAUUGCAGACUUUGGACUCGACUAGUCAUAUGCAGAAAAUCCUAAUAAUAAGGCAGCCUAAGGAAAUCUACGUACUUACUUAAUUAUUAGACAGUCGACUACAUUCAGGAAACACCAGCGCCAAAAAGUAAGUGGAUUGACAAAUAAUCCAUUGUGUCCAACGGGUUAACCGUAACCGUAAAAGUUAAAACACAACAAAAAGAAAUAAAUUUUUAAGCAAACGACGACACACCAAAACUCUGCCGCUAAUUAAUUAAACAAGUGGUAAGCGCAAUGAGCAGUCAAGGGCAUCAUAAGAUGCACGGAUGUGGCGGCGGCAGCCUGGCAAAAUUGGCCAGCGUUAAAAGCAAUACAGACUCCCCCACGGAAUACACAGAUGAAAUCGACCUGGGCGAUCGCUGCUCAGCGGACAUUGCCCGCCUCUGCAUGAACGAUCGCUAUGCGGAUGUUGAGUUCAUUGUCGAGGAGCAACGCUUGCCGGCGCAUCGCGCCAUUCUCGCCGCACGCAGCAAAUACUUUCGAGCGUUACUGUACGGCGGCAUGUCGGAGGGAACACAACGGCAAAUUUCGUUAGAAGUGCCACUGGUUCCGUUUAAGGUGCUAUUGCGCUACAUCUACUCGGGCAUCCUCAAGCUGGCCACGUUGGAUGAGGACGCCGUCAUCGAUGCCUUGGGCAUGGCCAAUCAAUUCGGCUUUCAGGACCUGGAAAUGGCCAUUUCCAAAUAUUUGCGUCAGUCUCUGGCAUUGAAUAACGUCUGCAUGAUACUGGACGCAGCACGUCUUUACAAUCUCGAUGAGCUAACGCAAGUGUGCCUCAUGUUCAUGGACCGCAAUGCAGAGGAUCUCCUACAGCAUGAUACCUUUAAGAUGCUCUCAAGGGAAUCGCUGGAGGAAGUGCUGCGCCGUGAUAGCUUCUUUGCACCAGAGGUGAAAAUCUUUAUGGGUGUGUGGAAUUGGAAUUGCUAUAAUCACGAUGUUGAUAUCAAAACCGUUGCCUCCCUUAUCCGACUGCCGUUGAUUGAUAACAAGGAUCUGCUGCAAGUGGUGCGCCCAUCCGGCAUCCUCGAACCGGACAAAAUUCUUGCCGCCAUUGACGAGCGGAAGACUUCGACAACGCUGCCACAUCGUACAUCUCCGGACACGUUUCUCAUCAAUCCCGACCUGGACACAACGCAGAGCGAGUCCACCGAGCAAUUUGACACCGCACGUGAGAUAAUCCAGCGCGAUCUGCAGGACAUGACGCUGGUGGCCCCCAGCAAUCUGUCCGCUAAUGUGGCCAGUGAUCCGUUGCUAUUUCCACGCUGCAUGGUCUCCAAGAGCGCACAAGAUUUUGUCGAGCUAAUGGAGCGUGUGCUGCGCCAGUCAGAUAAAGCUGCGGAGGGCACACCGAAUCCAUUGGGUGGCGUCAUUGGGCUUCUGUUGAACGUGUACAUCAAUGAGGUGCCCAAAGUGCACAAGAAGCUGUUGAAGAGCAUGCCACAGCAAUCGGCCCUAUUUUACAACAAUUGCAUGUACCUAGCCCACUGGGUGGCCCAGCAUACCAAAGACAAUAUCGGUGACUUCCCAUCGCUGGUCAAAAUACUACAAUCGACAGGCAACAAGCAUCUGCGCGUUCAAGUUGACUGUCAGCAGUCCAUACUCAUGGAUAUCAUGAGUAGCUUUGAGUUCAAGAAUCGGCACACAUCGGUGGCACCGUUGAAAGUGGUGCGUCAGUGCCUGCGGCAACUGGAGCUGCUGAAGAACGUGUGGCAGCAGGUGCUGCCGGAGAAUGUGUACAAUAACAGUUUUUGUGAGCUGCUCCAAGCCUUUAUCAAUGAGCUGGUGCAGCGCGUUUUCAGUCUGGACGACAUUACAUGCAGUAUGAGACGCGAUCUGAGCGAUUUGAUCGAUGAGGUGCUGAAGAAGGCGCCACUCCUCUUCCACGACAAGAACGAUGUGGUGCAUGUGCGCUCCUGGCUUAAGCUGCAGCAACUCAAGAUCAUGAUGAACGCAUUGCUGAAGGAGUUCAGCGAACUCUGGUGCGACGGUGUCGGUCCGCUGACGGCCAACUAUCAUGCCGGCGAGGUAAAGCAGUUAAUACGUGCGCGCUACAUGGACACGGAUCAACGCGCCAAGGCCAUAGCGCAGAUUGUCUAAAUGCAGCAAUAAAAUUAUUUUACAUUUA